Molecule: messenger RNA, 3354 nt
Organism: Gopherus flavomarginatus (Mexican gopher tortoise)
Lineage: Eukaryota; Metazoa; Chordata; Testudines; Testudinidae
Gene: PLEKHN1
Product: pleckstrin homology domain containing N1
Exons: 16
Coding region: 251-2305 (684 amino acids)
Biological process (GO): 3'-UTR-mediated mRNA destabilization; positive regulation of apoptotic process; response to hypoxia
Cellular component (GO): mitochondrial membrane; cytoskeleton
Molecular function (GO): phosphatidylserine binding; cardiolipin binding; phosphatidylinositol phosphate binding
Source: RefSeq, a predicted model, not a curated record
CACAGAUCACACCCACAAGAGUCACCGCAGACGGAAGUGGGGAUGGGAAUGUGUGCAUGACACAUGCUUGCAAACUUCCCCAGCUCCUUAUUCCCUCUCUCUCCCUGCCAGUGCCUAGCACUCCGCUCCCGGUGCUCCUGGACUAACCCAGCUGCUGUCAACAUGGGGAACAUGACCUGUGUUCCCCAGCCACCUGGGAGAUUCAGACACUCCUUCAGCAGGAAACCUUCCCUGAAGAAAGAGUAAGUAGAUGGGUAAAAAACUGGCCAGCCUCUUUGGUAUUGAGUCAGGGCAGGAGAGAGACAUGACCACAGACAAAAUACUGCAGUAUAUUCCUGGGAAGAAUAUCACGAACCAGGAAAAUCAAAAGGAAAACUUGGACCAGCGGUUUCCCAGCCUGUUCAAGAAAGGGCGGAGGAAGACAGUUGUAAGAAAUCUGGGGAAAAUUAUCUAUUACUCCAAGGUCAAAUUUAAAUUCCAGCACUGCCAGGAGGUGAACGACUGCUACUUGGAACUGUUCCAGUCCUACCUGUACUUUCAGUCUGUUGGCUCAAAUGGACUGACCUAUCAGGGGCUGCUGCCACUGAAAGAGCUGAGCGUGUGUGAAACCGAAAAGGCAAAGAGCACCGAGCAGGAGGAACAUGCGUUCCGCAUUACAGGUCCCCUGCUGAACCCCCUUAUCGUGUACUGCCCCAGCGAGUCAGAGCUCAGGCGAUGGCUUUAUCACCUGGAGAAACAGAUCCACCUGAAUGGGGGGAACCUGGACGGGUCCUUCCUAUCUCAGAGCGACUGGAAGCAGAACUCCAUAGGGAAAGAGGAACUGAGGUGGUCUGUGCAGAACACGCCUGUCCAAGAAUGGAGAGGGACCCAACGGGAGUCCCUAGGUGAUGUCCUCUGUGUCUCUAAAGUUAAGCUGCAGCAUUUGCCUUUCCAGGAGCAGCACGACAGGCUUUUGAUCCUGUACCCGUCCACGCUGGUGAUCGUCUCCGAAGAGCGCCAUGGCCUCUACUUUAAGGGAGAACUGCCGCUGAAUGCAAUACAAGUUCAUUUUGAAGAAAACCAAAAAAGCUCCUUUCUAAUAGAAGGCCGACUAAUAAACUCAAUCCAGGUCAUUUGCCCCAGCUACGAAGAUUACCAGGAGUGGCUGUACUGCCUUAAAACAGCCCAGUUUCGAAAUGCUGACUCUUCCCUUUCGGGAUCAGAAAGCUUCUCGGGAUCAAAGCCACCACACCUUGGGCAGUUCCCAGGCAGCGGGAGAGGCUCACUCACCUCCGAUGGCCGGACAAACUCCUGGACGUCACGAGGGAAACUUACCACCUCAACCCACCACUCCCAGCAUAGUGGCUCCAUCCCUGACCAGCAAUCAUUUGUUCUGAUGCCUGAAGGCAGAGUGACCGAAGACCCGCUGUCCCCAGGCUAUGCCCAGCCUGUCCAUUGCCUGGCAAACCCCAGCUGGCCAAGUACCGGGAUCCCCAAACCAGAACUGAAGAGGGGUGGCAGCGCUCGCAAGUCCAAAGGCAAAUGUGGACCUACCCAGCAGCUGCAGCCCGGCAGCCAGGACUCAGAAAGGACUGUGGUUAGCCUCAUUCCCGAAAACCCCAACAGGGAGCUGCUGUCACCAGUGUACAACGAUCCCUACUCUCCACUGAGCUGCCAGCAGCACCUAGUGGUCCCCCCACCGCACCUGGACUCGAACAACCUGAAUCAUUGGAGCUUGGGGGAAAGUCAGACUCUGGCAGCUCCCAGCUCUCUGGAGAAACCAGCCCUGCCCCGCUCUCCCUUGUACGCUGACCCCUACACCCCGACCCCCACCCCUGGACGCAGGGUUGCAGACUCUGACAUCCUGGAAGAGUUCUUAAGACGUCAUGGUCAGACUGGCUCAGAGCAGCUGAACGGCUAUGCAGAAAUCCCAGGGGCCCAUCACCCUCCACUGCAGAAGAAGACCUCCCACCCGUUGUCCAGCAGUCGCGGCAGAGAGCCAUCCGCAGCGCAGAGAUACAGCAUCCCUGGCACCUCAUGUCACUUCCCGCAGGCAUCUCCCUCCGACACUUCCUGUUUUACAAACAUCCCCUCCUUGAGGGAAGAAUUUCUGGGCUCCUCACUGCAGUCCUCAGAGGGAAACGCUGGUGUUUACAACCUGCCUGGGAAUGGCCGCGUGAGGCACGACUCUGCAUAUCAUGACUACGCGGAACUCCAAAGCUUCCACAGCGACUUCAGUUACGACAACCUCUGGGAGGCUGAGGAGAAGGAGUCAGGCAUCCGGCAGGCCGUGCCCUUCUCCUGCCAGCAGUUUUAUCAUGUAUGAAGGCAGGAAGCCAAAGCAGUGCUCAUAAAAAGUCCCGGGCCUGCCUCACCCUGACCACUCUGCUUUCAGCCGUGCCUUUUAGCUGUGAAGCGUGUAAGGUGUGUAUAGAAUGAGCAGGGGGAAGGAUCCUUCCAGUGACUGGGUCUCCUGUGUGUGCUGAGCUCUGGCUCCGGCAGGUUUUCAUCAUGUUGGAACUCUUCCACCAAAUCUUAAUACGAUGCCCAUGAGCAGGAACAAGACUCUACGAAUCCUAAUGAACAAUGAAGUACCUCCCUACCCUCCAACAUUUUGACAGUAGUAGGGGAUCUUGGACGCUAGGCACUCUAAAGAAACCCACUUUCCUGGCUAUGUAGGGAACCGGGUUUCAUGAAUAGCCAUUGUUCCAUGCAGUAGAAAAGAAGCCUAGCUCCUAAUCACGCUCCCUUCGGCUAACAGGACAUUGUGUGUAUGGAAAGGUCGGUGACUCCGAGGGGAUAGAAGAGGAGAAACCGGUCAUUGGAUGGGUUAGCAUGAGUGUUAAGUAUUAAAGACCUAUGCAUCGGGAGACCUGGUCACUUUCCUUUUCAAUGGAGCUGCUUAGUUGGCGACAUCUGGGAUACCUUUAAACCUUGAGCUCUGUUGAUUAGCCAGACAUUUCCCCACUAAGCAUCAAGUCUGUGAAGCCCUGGGAGCAUUCACGAUCACCUAACGUCUGCAGCGUGGGUAACAACUGCACUCAGCCCAUUGACUCGGUGCAAAAGUCAGAGCUGGCAAUGGAGGUAGGGUAGAUAGAAAUCCUGACCUGAUCCACAGGCCCUGCUCAAGCUAACAGAGGAGGGUCAUGUAGGGUCCACCUCUGUCUCUGGACACCGCUCAAUCUUCCCUGCUAGUGAUGGCCAGAGACUAAGGUGGUGGGUGCUAAUGAAAGAAUCUGCAUAGCUUGGCCAGCAUUGAGAAAGAGACGAAGAGGAAAUCUGUUACCUGUGAAGUGCUCCAAAGGGCAUGCGUUUUCCAAAGAGUUCUCCAGGUGAGGAUACCCCUGGAUCCCUCUAUGAGACUUUUUCUCUCUC